CGCAAGAGGUAAUCAAAUUGUCAUCAAUCCAAAUAGCAAUAGCUGUGGAAGUUAAUGGCGGAAUUCCCCAAGGACCAGCGCAUGGUUGGCGCCUCGAACGUGAAUCGAAGACCACCACUGGUGGAGGUGUUCUCGGUGCGCGUCGACGAUAUCAACGGAGAGGACCCGGGCCACGUCUACGGCACGAUCGCAGUCACGGACGAGGUGGGUCCGCAAAACCUCUACAAUCGCCAAUGGGACGACCCCGAAUCCAUCCGCCCGGGCCACAAUGUUCUGCUCACCGGCCCAUCUCGAGUCAUCACGGCCGAUGGGGACGUCACCAUCGAUGUGCAUCUCAUGGCUCGGGAGGAUAAAGUGUCUCAGGGCAAAGAAGUCAGCCGCGGGCAGAUCUGGUGGAACCAUUCCGACGCCAGUCACAUCACCGAUAAGGCCUUAACCCAAAAGGUUCCUGGCCUGCAUGGUUCGGCGACGGUGACCUACGCGGUGCUGACCAGUGCGGCGGAGGCCGUUGUGGAGGUCGUGCUCAUAGAUGCAGGCGGGAAGGACCGCGCCAAUGUUUAUGGAGUGAUUAAAGCUCGCAAUGGCAUAGGUGAGAGCGAGCUCUUCCGGAAGGGGUCGAGCGAGCCCGCGGAUGUACGUCCUUGGCAGCUCAUCCGGCUGUCGAGAUCCGUAGUAGCUGUGCCGUUGAACUCCUUCCUCGUAGUCAUGGCGGAUCUGUGUGGCAGCGAUAUUGGUGAGAUUGCCAACGGCUUCGCAGCGUUCCUUCCUCAGCAGACGGGCACGUUUGAGCAGAACAUCCCAAGGAAAGCACGGUGCGAUCUGUGUGAAGGUCACUUGGAAUCGAGAUAUCUAAAGCCAUGCGCUGCUACUGAUAGGAUGCGUAGUCUUGUGUUGGACUUGGAUCCGAUCGUUUUGUGUUAUUUCCAUGUUACGUUCCUACUUGUCUCGGCUACUUCCUAAGCGUGAUUAUGUGUCUUACAUAGUCGUCUGUACUACUUCCCUAGCGUGAUUAUGUGUGUUACCUAGUCGUCUGUACUACUUCCUAAGCGUGAUUAUGUAUGUUACCUGUACC
This is a messenger RNA of Phoenix dactylifera (date palm), 1072 nucleotides long. Lineage: Eukaryota; Viridiplantae; Streptophyta; Magnoliopsida; Arecales; Arecaceae. The record is from RefSeq and is a predicted model, not a curated record.